AUGUUAAAUCUACGACCUGAAGAUCGGCCAUCUGCCAACGAAGCGUUGAAACACCCAUUUCUUAUGUCAGAUGACGAGAAAACAGACAAGGUUCUACGUAUAGAUAUAAAAACAAUACAUGCAGGAAGUGUUUCCACUACUGACGAUACUGUCCUAAGAUUGUGCUACUCUCCUAUGGCGUUAAAUCAACUUUUGGUUGUUACUGCUGGUUGUAGGCUGUUGAAAUUUGAUGCUCAUAGUGGGCAGUUAUUGAGCGAGGUUUCCAACGUUCAUCGAUCUAGCUGUUCGAGUCUUGAUCCUUUCCAAACUGGGCAUUUUCUUGCAACUGCUGGUGAUAAACUUAUCAAGAUAUGGGACUAUCACAUGAGAAUGGACUUGAAUUUCCAGGUAUUUAUUGGCCAUUCAAAUAAUAUCUCCAAAGUUCGUUUUACCCCAGACCUCCAAGCUUUGGUCAGUAUUGGAGAGGCGAUAUUUAUUUGGGAUUUCCUUGCAUAUGGCCGCGUUCCUUUGGAGCCUGGCGGAUCUUUAAGGAUAUCAAGUUGCAACAUUUCAAAUAAAUUUUGCGUUUUUAAUUCAGAUAAAACUGCACAUGUUUUUGAUGGAGCUGGCUCACCAACACAAGAUGACAUUGGAGAAUCUGAUCUCAAACCCAGACCUCCAAUUAUGGCGACCGAAUUACCUCUGCAGCCUCUCCCCAGUUCUCCCGACAAACGGGACGAGAUUGUCGUAAACUCUCCAUCUAAGAAAGAUGUGAAAGUCAUCGAUAGUUUCAAUCCUAUUGUGACUAGAAGUUUAAAAGUUCCGAACAACACUCCAGAAAUAUCGAAGUCGAUCAAGACCCAGACCCCAAUCCGCAUUUCGCUUUCCUCAGAUACAGGUCACCCAUUCCCUGGUGUGCUAAAACAUUACAAGAAACGUAAGAGUUCCACUGCGCUGCCUGAAAGAAAAUACACGGCACCCAGAAGUCAGGCUGGACUUGCUUUGCUGGCUAUUCUUGAUUACAACGGAGAUGGCCGGAACAAUAUGUGUUGGCAUCCUGAAACAGGUUUGUUCGUUUACACCAGUGGCUGCAUCGUUAUCAUCGAAGAUCUUCAUGAUGGAAAACAAAAACAUCUCAUGCAACAUUUUGAAGAGAUUUCCACAAUAGCUGUUCAACACGAUGUUCAGGUUCUUGCCUCGGCAUCCGGGUCUUCAAAGACGGUGGCGUCAUGCAUUUGUAUCUGGGAUAUUGCAUCUGGUGAUUAUAAAAAGAUGCUGACAUAUCACUCCUAUGAGAUUGUUGGCCUUCAUUUCUCAAGAGACGAUCGUUUUCUGAUCUCAGUCGGAGAUUACAGGGAGUGUUCCGUGGUAAUAUGGGGUACUAAGGACUACAAUGUACUCACAUCGUCCUAUACUAAAACUCCAAUCCAUGACAUCGCAUGGGAUACUUAUACGAUGAACGAGUUUGUGUCGGUCGGACAAGAUGGUCACGUGCUGUUUUGGUUACUGGAAGAAUCUCGUGGAUCUUUCAACUUGAAUGUUUGUGAAGGGAAAGUUCCCGAAGAUUUGUUAUACACUUCAAAGCAGAAUGACUCCAUGGUACAUUUUACAAGUGUCCGCUAUGCUGGUGAUAAUGUGCUUUAUGUAGGCAAUAAUGCUGGAAUUAUAUCUGCUUGGGAUACAAGACAAAACAAGUGUUUUAUGCACUGGCUUUCUGACGAUUCUGAAAUCGAUGUAAUUGUUUGUCAUCGUGGCUCGCUGACUACCGGAAGCUCAUCGGGGCAUCUUCGUCUUUGGUCUGUUGUAGGCGUUGGAGAGAUGAGAUUGCCCGGAGAGAAUGAUGUAUUGAAUCAAAAUGGUUUGGUUAUCGAAGACGAAAUGUCUUUGGACGCCGGAGUGAUUUCUGCUUCAUUCGACACAUCCUUGGAAAUGGGUAUUGUUGGUACAGUUGGAGGUACGUUAUGGUACAUAAACUGGACAGAGAGGACGUCUAUUCGUCUUGUCAGCAGUCAUACAGAGAAGAUAAAUUCACUGGUGGCCAGCGGUCCUGAUGACAAAUUCUUUGCGACUUGCUCCGAUGAUGGUAGCUUAAGAGUCUGGACUUCUGAUGACCUCGAACAAACGCUGCAAUUUCAAGUUGUCGAUCAGCGCUGUAAUUGUGUUUCAUUCUGUCCAACACCUCCACGUGAACCAACACAUAAUGUCUUACAAGAUGGUGAAGUGAUAGCCACAGUACAUCCUAACAUUGAACCAGUGGAGAAACCAUUAAGACCAUCACAUUGCGUGGCUGGUUUUGAUGAUGGAACCGUAAGACUCUUUGAUCUUGGAAGAGUUGAAAUGAUUAUGAAAAUACAUCCUCAUUCUGGGGGCGUUACUGUUAUCAAUUUUUCUGCCUGUGGUCGUGUUUUUAUGAGUGGUAGUACAGAUGGUGUGGUAGCCAUAAGUAGUCCUGCUACUGGCCUCACUGUCCGUUUGAUCCAAGAUCAUAAGGGAGCACCAAUCACUGAUAUGGACAUUGCUUCACAUAAGAACGAUCAUCCAUCAUUCAAUUCGCCCAGAUUGUGGCUUAUUGCGAACGCUGAUCGUAGGGUUAGCGUAUGGAAGGCCGAUUGGUCGAAGGAUUUCUGCGAGCUUGUUGAUUGGUUAACUUUUCCCGCUCCAAAUAUAACACCUGAAGGAAUUGCUUUGAAAAAAGACGAUGCGUCUGCGUAUUUGCAUCUACCGCCAAGUUUGGCAAGAUUCUCGCCAACAGAGCCCGAUGUUAUUGUGUACAGUGGUUAUGGUCUGAGAAAACUGAUACAAUUCUACAGCUUGUCCCAGAGAAAGGUUUUUCGAACUAUUUUGUUGACACAAUGGGCUUCUUGCUUGGAAAUAUCGCCUAAGGGUCAUUUAAUUGCUGUUGGAACCAAAGAUCGACUAGUGAAAGUAAUUGAUUAUGAUAAAGGUAGCUUUCAAGAUUUCGAUAUGCAUUGUGACUCUAUUAGCCAUGUGACAUUUUCUCCGACCGGAGAUAAACUGUUUUCCGUUGGUUUUUCGGAUGUUGCUUUGUGGAAGGUGUUGAUAUAGAGAUACGUCCUUAUUACACAAUCUUGGCAAAACAAUAUAAAGUCGAAGGCUGGUGCGCUAUAGUCUAUGACCCGUCAAUUUAAAAACUCGACAUUUUAUAGGCUUAUUGAGAGCAAUAGAGAGAUAUGCGUAAAAUGUAUAAUACAUUCUUAUUUAUGAAAGGAAAGUAAAACCAGCAAAAUUUUGUUUUGUUUGUUAAAGAGCAAAA
Molecule: messenger RNA, 3253 nt
Organism: Xenia sp. Carnegie-2017
Lineage: Eukaryota; Metazoa; Cnidaria; Anthozoa; Malacalcyonacea; Xeniidae
Product: WD repeat-containing protein 90-like
Exons: 22
Coding region: 1-3045 (1014 amino acids)
Cellular component (GO): centriole
Molecular function (GO): protein binding
Source: RefSeq, a predicted model, not a curated record